AUGGAUCGUCUUAAGCUUUCUUUCUCCGUUUUCGUGCUUCUUUUCCUUUUCGUCUCCGUUUCGUCCAGGGGGAUUCUCCCUGAGACGUCGUCGUCUGACGGCGGUGACCACGUGAUCCGGCAGGUGGUUGAUGGAGCCGAGCCCAAGGUUUUAUCCUCUGAGGAUCACUUUUCUCUUUUCAAGAGGAAGUUCGGCAAGGCGAGCGAGGCGUCACCAGAAGAUGGAUUCGUCGCGCGUCAUGGUGUGACGCAGUUCUCAGAUCUGACUCGGUCUGAGUUCCGGAAGAAGCACCUCGGUGUUAAAGGCGGGUUUAAGCUUCCGAAGGACGCCAACAAGGCUCCGAUUCUCCCUACCGAAAAUCUUCUGGAGAGAUCGUGGCGCAGUUACUCCCAUCAAGAAUCAGGGGGCGUUUCAGCGCCACCGGAGCUCUGGUGGGUGCUAACUUCCUCGCAACCGGCAAACUCGUCAGCCUUAUUCAACGGCAGCUCGUCAACUGUGAUCACGAGGUUUGACUUUUGUGACCCAGAAGAGGCCGGUUCAUGCGACUCUGGUUGCAAUGGUGGGCUAAUGAACAGCGCAUUUGAGUACACACUCAAAACCGGAGGGCUCAUGAGAGAGGAAGACUAUCCAUACACUGGAAAGGACGGCCCGACCUGCAAGUUAGACAAGUCCAAGAUCGUUGCCUCUGUCUCCAACUUCAGCGUCAUCUCCAUUGACGAAGAACAGAUCGCUGCAAACCUCGUCAAGAACGGCCCACUUGCAGUAGCCAUCAACGCCGCCUAUAUGCAGACUUACAUUGGAGGAGUCUCGUGCCCUUACAUAUGCGCCAGGAGACUCAACCACGGUGUCUUGUUGGUGGGUUACGGCUCCGCCGGUUACGCCCCGGCUAGGUUCAAGGAGAAGCCUUACUGGAUCAUCAAGAACUCAUGGGGAGAGACUUGGGGUGAGAAUGGUUUCUACAAAAUCUGCAAAGGCCGUAACAUUUGUGGCGUUGACAGUCUCGUCUCUACCGUUUCAGCCACCGUCUCCACCGCCGCCCCGUAAUUAAGCCCUCGUUAAUAAAUUUAACUUACUUUUCGUGAUUUGCGUAAGCGACCGCUCUUCGCGUCGACCCUCUCUGCUUUUUUUAAAGAAAGAUGAAGUUUGUAUAUAAAAUGCUGUCGAAGGCAGCACGAUCAGCGAUAUGAAUGAUCAGCGAUAUGAAUGGGCUGGUUAGGCUAUUGUAAUUUAAAUCUAAGUUUGGUUUCCAAAUGGGCGCUGUAUUAGAACAAUCUGAAUGGGCUGAUUAAGCCCUUAUAAUUUAGUUGGCCUUCUAGGUGGGCUGAUAAGAUGAAUAUGAAUGGACUGACUGGGCCCUGAGAUUUAUAAAGUUGGGCUUUUAAAUGAGCUUAUUAUCAA
Thlaspi arvense is the source of this 1398-nucleotide messenger RNA. NCBI's taxonomy places the organism in Eukaryota, Viridiplantae, Streptophyta, Magnoliopsida, Brassicales, Brassicaceae. The record is from the annotation of a GenBank genome assembly.